Messenger RNA from Ilex paraguariensis (yerba mate), 534 nucleotides. NCBI's taxonomy places the organism in Eukaryota, Viridiplantae, Streptophyta, Magnoliopsida, Aquifoliales, Aquifoliaceae. The record is from the annotation of a GenBank genome assembly.
AUGGUUUUCUUGUGCUGGGCUCGGCCAUCUCCUCAAGAACAGAAGGCGUGCAUCGACAAGUCUGGUGACUUCAACUAUGACAGUAAAUACAGAGGAGCUUCAGCUAAGCCCCUGUCUUCUCUUCAAGAGGAUAGGGAGCUCUCAAAAGAUGGUUUCUCGGUAAACCACGCUCGCAAUUUGGUGGGUUCAGGUCUUGAGACUUAUGAAAAGGGCAAGAUUGCUCUGCAAAGUUGGAGGCAUUUUGGUUUGAAUUGGGCAUUUGUUGACCCCAAGGUUCCAAUUCGAAGUGGGGUGAAGUUCUGUGUUUGUGUGAAGGAAUUUUUCCCAUGGCUCAUGAUGCCUCUGCAGGUAGUUUACGUUAAUGAGAACAGAAACGCUAACAAGGCUAUGGCUUCGUUCAGUUUCGGUGGUGGUACCCUUCAGGGACACCUACUGUUUGCUUUCUGUGUAAAUGGUGUAUCUGAGAAUAUUUGGGAUUAUGAUCUUGGUUUCGAUAUUGAUGUUGUACCAUCAAUUGAAGUUUGGAUGGUCUAG